Molecule: messenger RNA, 2175 nt
Organism: Symbiodinium sp. CCMP2592
Lineage: Eukaryota; Dinophyceae; Suessiales; Symbiodiniaceae
Source: the annotation of a GenBank genome assembly
AUGGCCUUGGAGGGUGCCGCCGUUGCGGCCUCAGCCACCUUUGGCUGCAGCGCCAUGGGUGUGGCAGUGUACUCCAACCUGGUGACCUUCCUCAAUGCCCAGCGCGAGAAGAACGAGGCCCUGGGGGAGGACGCGCCCGACUGUGCUGCCCGCAUCAUCGACCUGGUGGCGAAGACCAGCCGGCAGGUCUGCGAGACGCCGGAACUCAUGCGAGCGGCGUUCACAGACCCGCUGGAGGAGCUGAGGAAGGCUGGGCAGGAGCCGCACAUGCAGCUCGCCAGCCGCACGGAGUACUCGGUCCAUGGUGCGGAGCUGUUGAGCGGGUACGUGACCUUCGAUGGCGAGGUCUUGAAGGUGGGCCAAGCGGUCUCGGCGGUGGUGCCUCUGUUGGCUGUCGCGGGUGCGCAGGUGGAGCGCGACGGCAAGACGCUGACGGUCAUUCCGAAGCAGGCCCCUGCCUUGGUUCUGCAGUUGGAGGACCAAGAGCAGGCCGAGCAGUGGCAGACCCGGCUGGGUACGGCCUCCAACAAGCACCCGGAUCCUGUCGAUCGCCUGGAUCGUGUGGUGAGCCAGGCUCACGAGUUGAUGAAGCAUCUCUCUGACCUCCGGGCCCAGAUGAAGAGGCCGGCAAGAGCGCACCACACCCACAAGUCCGAGGAGCAUGGUCAUGGCAACGGUCAUGGCCACGGUCAUGGCCAUAGUCAUUGCGAGGAUCACGACCAUGGCGGCCAUGGCAGUCACGGCAGCCCAUCCCAUGGUGCAGCGGGGCACGGCGCAGAGCACUCGUCGCCGAAGAAGGUGGCGUCGGCUCCCGAGCCCGCGCGCGACAGUCGCGCCGAGGAACUCGAGGAGACGAAGCACCUCCUGAUGGUGGCACAGUGCAGAGAAAGCGCCCUUCAGCAACAGGUCGCGGGUCUGCAGGCCGAGUUGGCAGCUGCGGCCAAAGCCACCCUGGCUCUCAAGGCGGAGUUGGACCUGGCAAGGCACCAGGCAGACGGCCAGGAGCUGUCUCCAUCUUCUGCCGACCGCGGGCAGGAUCCCGCCAUGGUGAAGCUGAAGAUGAAGAUGCACACAGCUCAGGAGGUGCAGGCGACGGCCAUCGGCGAGCUGCAAAAGGAGCUUCAGUCCUCUCGGGAGGAGCUGGAGACGGAGCGAUCUGAACGUGCGAAGCAGACGGUUAUCGUCAGCGACUUGCAGAGAAAGCUCCGCAAGUCCGAGGAGGACCUGCGCUUCUCCCGGAAGCAGGAAGCGGAGCUCCGUGGCCAGCAGCGCGAGAGGAAGACACUUUCGAGCCAGGAGGUGCAGGCGAUGAGGGCGCACCUGCAGUCGCUGCAGCGCCGCAGCCAGGAGGAGGAGCCCUCGGGUGAGGCCUUCGAGAAGCAGCUCAAGGAGAUGACCAGGAAGAUCAAAGACAGCAGCCCCAGCCGGUCUCCAGCGAGGAGUCACCGGCCGGUGCUGGAUCAGCUGGAGCAGGCGGCGGAGGAGAAUCAGAGUCGCUCCGAGAGGUCACCGAAGCCGGGCUCGUAUCGGUCGCCAAGCGGCCCUGCGAUGUCGCAGAGAUCGCAGGUGCUGCAUUCGCCGCUGCGGCGGCCCUCUACAGUAGCUCUCGCGGGAGCUGGCGACCUCCACAGCACCGAAAGCGCGCAGACUCUCACUUUCGAGGACUUCAAGGUGAUUGGUCCCCCCCAGGGGCAGCUACCCGCCCACACACAGGUGCUCGCGGCUCCCCAGCCGCAACGUCAGGUCUUAGCUCCUCCCCAAGCGCUUAAGCUGCCUGCGCCGGCAGAGACCUUGUCGUCGAACAUGUUCCUCGCGCCAAGUCAAGGCUUGUCCCCGGAACCGACACUCGGCGGUUUGCCGUUCUGGCUCUCUGCGGAUCUGUCCGCUCAACAGUUCGCCCCGGUCUUGGCGACGCCUCCACACCCGAGCUCGGUACAGCUGCCGGUAGGAUCUCCAUCCAACUUCGCGGGGCAGCUACUGGCACCUGCGAGCAAUGGGCCUAUGCUGGGCAGCUGGCUACCUACAACCUCCUCGGGCGCCGGCGCCACCCCUGAGCGGCCUAGCUCCAUGAGAUUGCCGCCGAACCGGGCAUCGCCUGCAAGGCUGACCCCGGCACGCGCCGCGACGCGGCUUGCGGGCCAAGGACUGCCCCGCGAGCCAAUCGUCCCUAUCUGA